Messenger RNA from Dendrobium catenatum, 1235 nucleotides. RefSeq lists its product as uncharacterized. Gene Ontology annotation, biological process: translation. Lineage: Eukaryota; Viridiplantae; Streptophyta; Magnoliopsida; Asparagales; Orchidaceae. Gene Ontology annotation, cellular component: ribosome. The record is from RefSeq and is a predicted model, not a curated record. Gene Ontology annotation, molecular function: structural constituent of ribosome.
UCUUCCUUGCCAAGCCCUAGAGACGAUACACAGGGUAGAGGUCAUGUUUCGCCACCUCAAGCUCCAACCCAAACCCUUAAUAAACCUCUCAUCUAGAUCUUUUCCAUGCUCCAGAUCGUCCUCAUCCUCCUCAUCGCCCCCUCCUCCACAGGACCAUGAUUCAUUGGACGCAGGCGAGCCUCCUACGCCUGAUCGCACUGGCGCUGGUGAAUCUUCCCCUCCAUCUCCUCCAUCUCCUCCAUCCUACUCUUCAUUCUUUAGCGACAUCAAGGAGCGGCUUAAGUCUCCUCCAUCGCCGCCUCGCCGCAUUCCUAAAGAUCCUCCGCCUCCCGCUGCAUUCUCCGCUGCCGGUAAGUCCCCGCCGGCCGCUUCCCUUGAAGAGAUUCGGAAGCAUCUCGCUGAGUUCCGGCUCAAGUCAGGCGGCUCUACCUCCACCGACCGCCCAUCCUCUGGCGCCCCUCUCUCCUUCCAGGAUCUUCUCAAGAACAACGUUUUUGGAAAGCCCAGUUCCAGUGCCGGUGCCACUGGGCCCGAUGCUGGAAGGGAACUUCCCUUCGAUUCGAUUAGGGAGAGCCUCAAGAAAUUCCGGGCUUCAUCUCGUGAAAAUGAAGGCCAAGCACGGAGCUCCAGCUUCAACAUCAGGGCUUUCCAGCAUGGCGUGAGAGAGGGGCUUGUAGACGGUGGGAGGGGGCCUCAACUCAUCGGUACUGACAAGCUACCGGAUUCGAUAUUUGGGAAGGAAAGGAGAGAGAAGAAGGGGGAAGGAGAAGAGGGGGAACCGAAAGUUCCGAGGACGGAGUUUGUGAAGAUGUAUGGUUAUGAAGAGCUUGGGGAGAAGUUGCAGAGGCUGAGGCCGGUAAAGGAUGGAAAAAAAGGUGAGUGGUUCUCGCUUACUGAAUUGAAUGAGAGGCUUGCAAAGCUUAGGGAGUUGGAGGAAAAGGAGACGGAAUCGAAGAUGGGUGGACUAUCAUUUAGAGAUAUCAGGGAGAGCCUUGAAAGGCUCAAGGAUUCAAAUGCCACGAAAAAGGCAAAUAUGCAAAGGUUCUCUUUAUUUGCCAACUUGGGUCGUCAAGGAAAGCCAACUUUCAUGCUUAAUCCCCCGCAAGAGCACCUUCUAGAAAAUUAUUUUCAUCCAGAUCAUAUGUCUUCAGGUGAGAAGUUGAAGUUGGAACUAAAGAGUGUUAGAGAUGAAUUUAAGAUGUCAGAGAAUGAUUGUGGAUCUACACGAGUACAAG